Molecule: messenger RNA, 2031 nt
Organism: Capsicum annuum
Lineage: Eukaryota; Viridiplantae; Streptophyta; Magnoliopsida; Solanales; Solanaceae
Product: 3-ketoacyl-CoA synthase 5
Exons: 2
Coding region: 101-1591 (496 amino acids)
Biological process (GO): fatty acid biosynthetic process
Cellular component (GO): membrane
Molecular function (GO): acyltransferase activity, transferring groups other than amino-acyl groups
Source: RefSeq, a predicted model, not a curated record
CAAUCUUGGCUUACUAUUGUCUUAGCAACAAUCAAGCAAUUUCCUUCCCUUCUUUCCCUCCUUAAAAAAAAAAUUCAUUCAUUUUUUGUUUGCUGCAAAAAUGCCAGAACCACUCCCAAAUUUCUCAAACUCUGUCAAGUUUAAAUACGUGAAACUUGGGUACCAAUACCUUGUGAAUAAUUUUCUUACUUUCUUGAUUGUCCCCAUAAUGGCUGCUCUCAUUAUUCAGGUACUAAAAUUAGGCCCUGAAGAAAUACUAAGUAUUUGGAAUUCACUUCACUUUGAUGUCCUCCAACUACUAUGCUCUUCUUUCCUCAUCAUUUUCAUAGCCACAGUUUACUUCAUGUCUAAACCAAGAUCCAUCUACUUAGUCGAUUAUUCGUGUUACAAGGCCCCCGUCACUUGUAGAGUGCCCUUCUCAACUUUCAUGGAACAUUCACGUUUAAUCUUGAAGGACAAUCCCAAAAGUGUCGAGUUCCAAAUGCGUAUUCUUGAAAGGUCAGGUCUUGGUGAAGAAACCUGUUUGCCACCAGCUAUUCAUUACAUCCCUCCAACGCCAAAUAUGGAAACAGCUAGAAAUGAAGCUGAAGUUGUCAUAUUCUCUGCUAUUGAUGACUUGAUGAAGAGAACAGGUCUUAAGCCCAAAGAUAUCGAUAUUCUUAUCGUUAACUGCAGCUUGUUUUCUCCAACCCCAUCUUUAUCUGCUAUGGUUGUGAACAAGUACAAGCUGAGAAGCAACAUAAAAAGUUACAACCUUUCUGGUAUGGGAUGUAGUGCUGGUUUAAUUUCAAUUGAUUUGGCCAGGGACCUUCUCCAAGUGUGGCCAAAUUCAUGUGCUUUAGUUGUUAGCACUGAGAUUAUUACUCCCAAUUAUUACCAAGGCUCGGAGAGAGCAAUGUUACUUCCAAAUUGUUUGUUCAGAAUGGGGGGUGCUGCUAUACUUUUGUCCAACAAGAGGAAAGACAGAAGGAGAGCUAAGUACAGAUUAAUGCAUGUGGUGAGAACACAUAAAGGUGCUGAUGAUAAGGCAUUUAGAUGCGUGUUUCAACAAGAAGAUCCACAAGGGAAAGUUGGUAUUAACCUUUCAAAAGACCUUAUGGUUAUAGCAGGGGAAGCUUUGAAAUCCAAUAUUACUACCAUUGGUCCUUUGGUUCUUCCAGCCUCUGAGCAACUUCUUUUCUUGUUCACUCUCAUUGGAAGGAAAAUUUUCAACCCCAAAUGGAAAGCUUAUAUUCCUGACUUCAAACAAGCAUUUGAGCACUUUUGCAUCCAUGCUGGUGGAAGGGCUGUGAUUGAUGAGCUUCAGAAGAAUCUUCAGUUAUCUGCUGAGCAUGUUGAGGCUUCAAGAAUGACUCUCCAUAAAUUUGGUAACACAUCAUCGUCUUCACUAUGGUACGAGUUGAGUUACAUUGAGGCGAAAGGAAGGAUGAGAAAAGGUGAUAGAAUUUGGCAAAUAGCAUUUGGAAGUGGAUUCAAGUGCAACAGUGCAGUAUGGAAGUGCAACCGUACAAUCAAAACACCAACUGAUGGACCAUGGGAAGAUUGCAUUGAUAGGUACCCAGUGUUCAUCCCAGAAAUUGUGAAGCUGUAACAAUUUAAUUUAACACAUGACCCCUUUAAAUCCAAACCUAUAUAUUCAACAAAAAAAAAAAAAAAAAGAUUUAAAAAAAUAAAUAAAAAAGGGAUAUUAGGGGUAGUGUUGUUAAAUUGAGCGAGUUCAUCUUUUGUUAAAUUAAAGUGCAUUAGAAAUGUGUGAUUCAGGUUUAUCUUUCUCAACAGCUGGAGUAGUGUUUUUUAUUGGCUACUUGUAAAAUGGUAGUUGGUCAAAUGUCUGCAACAUACAUACCAUUUGCAUUUAGUUUUAGGGUAUAGUAUUUAUUACUGUACGUCCCGAAAAGCUGUAUAAUUAUUUAUUUUUCUCAGCUACUACGAAUUUAUAUCGUGUACUGUACUCUCCCUCCUUUCAUAUCAACAGUUAUAAAUGUUGAAAUCGUAUACACGAAAGCAAAAAAGAUAACUGUUUUCAUUGAA